Macrosteles quadrilineatus (aster leafhopper) is the source of this 466-nucleotide messenger RNA. Its product is annotated as gustatory receptor for sugar taste 64e-like. Bases 25 to 387 code for a protein of 120 amino acids. The transcript is spliced from 3 exons. Gene Ontology annotation, molecular function: taste receptor activity. Gene Ontology annotation, cellular component: membrane. The record is from RefSeq and is a predicted model, not a curated record. Gene Ontology annotation, biological process: sensory perception of chemical stimulus; detection of chemical stimulus involved in sensory perception of taste. NCBI's taxonomy places the organism in Eukaryota, Metazoa, Arthropoda, Insecta, Hemiptera, Cicadellidae.
GUAAAGGAUGUUAUUACAUACACUAUGGCUUUUUUCCGCUGUCUCAAAGUAGUUUUGGUGAACUUCAUCACACAAUUCGCAGUAUCUGCCAUAUAUGAGGAAAGUAAACGUCCUUUGGAAGUUUUCAACUUGGUGCCUUCUGUAAGCUACAGUCGGGAAGUUAAGCGAUUGUACGAGCAAGUUUCCACUGACACUUUAGCUCUUUCUGGUUGCCAGUUCUUUUUUGUUACUCGUUCUGUUAUUUUAACAAUGGUGAGUACCAUAGUUACCUACGAGGUGGUCCUGAUACAGUUCGGAAGCUACGAGCCACACUCUAAACAACCCAACAGCAGCAUUCCACUUUACUGCAUGGAGUAUAUUUUGCCCAACCAUACAAAACACCUUUAAAUUCCUACAUCAAACUACAAUUUCAGAAGUACAAGCACCUCUAGUUAUCUGGAUAAAUUAAAUAAGUGAUGUGCGUUCC